Elephantulus edwardii (Cape elephant shrew) is the source of this 2193-nucleotide messenger RNA. It is a transcript of the gene CACTIN, whose product is annotated as cactin, spliceosome C complex subunit. Gene Ontology annotation, cellular component: spliceosomal complex; cytoplasm. The transcript has 10 exons. NCBI's taxonomy places the organism in Eukaryota, Metazoa, Chordata, Mammalia, Macroscelidea, Macroscelididae. Gene Ontology annotation, biological process: mRNA cis splicing, via spliceosome; negative regulation of innate immune response. Gene Ontology annotation, molecular function: protein binding. The record is from RefSeq and is a predicted model, not a curated record.
AUGGGUCGGGACACAAGAUCGCGCUCGCGAUCUAGGGGUCGUGGGACGCGAAAACGGCGGAGCCGGAGCGAGAGUAGGAGCCGCAGCAGAAGCCGGAGCGGGAGCCAUGGGCGGCGAAACCGGCGGCGCCGGGACGACGAGGGGCAGCGGCGGCGGAGGCGGCGGAGCCGGAGCCGGGAGCGCAGGUCAGAUUCCGAGGGAAAACGAUGGCAGCGACGGGGGAGGCAGAGCCGGAGCCCAGGGCCCCGUCGGCGCUCUCGGGACCCCUCCUCGCAGUCUGACUCAGGUGAUGAGCGGCAGCAGCGGGGCAGGUGGUCUCGGCACUGGCGGAAGCACUCCUGGUCCCCUGGCUCCUCAGCGUCCAGCUCUGGGUCCCCUGACCGCUCCCCGAGCCCCCGGCAGGCAGCCGCAGCCCUGAGCCACCAGCAGAGCCUGCAGGAGCGGCUGCGGCAGCGGGAGGAGCGGAAGCAGCAGAAGGAGCUGAUAAAGGCCUUCGAGACUCCCGAGGAGAAGCGGGCCCGGCGGCUGGCCAAGAAGGAGGCCAAGGAGAGGAAGAAGCGGGAGAAGAUGGGCUGGGGCGAGGAGUACAUGGGCUACACCAACACUGACAACCCCUUCGGCGACAACAACCUGCUGGGCACCUUCAUCUGGAACAAGGCCCUGGAGAAGAAGGGGAUCGGCCACCUUGAGGAGAAAGAGCUGAAGGAGCGGAACAAGCGGAUCCAGGAGGACAACCGCCUGGAGCUCCAUGGGUGCUGUGAGACGUGCGAGGAGCAGAAUACUGUCCACCUGCAGCAGGUCAAGCUGUGAGACAAGAUUCGCAUCCGGGACGGGCGGGCCAAGCCCAUUGACCUGCUCGCCAAAUACAUCAGCGCGGAGGACGAUGACCUGGCUGUGGAGAUGCAUGAGCCCUACACCUUCCUCAACGGGCUCACAGUGGCCGACAUGGAGGACCUGCUGGAGGACAUCCAGGUGUACAUGGAGCUGGAGCAAGGCAAGAACGCCGAUUUCUGGCGGGACAUGACCAUCAUCACCGAAGACGAGAUCUCCAAGCUCCGCAAACUGGAGGCGUCGGGCAAGGGGCCAGGCGAGCGGCGUGAGGGCGUGAACGCCUCGGUCAGCUCGGACGUGCAGUCCGUUUUCAAGGGGAAGACGUACAGCCAGCUGCAGGCCAUCUUCCAGGGCAUCGAAGGCAAGAUCCAUGCCGGUGGCCCCAACCUGGACUUGGGCUACUGGGAGAGCCUGCUGCAGCAGCUGCGGGCACACAUGGCAGGGGCCCGGCUCCGUGAGCGACACCAGGAUGUGCUGCGGCAGAAGCUGUACAAGCUGAAGCAGGAGCAGGGAGUGGAGAGUGAGCCCCUGUUCCCCAUCCUCAAGACGGAGCCCCCCUCCCCCGGCCGCAGCAGCUCCAGGACCAGGAAUGUGGAGGGACCACACCUGCUCCACCCUGCCGCCAUCGAGGGGGCAUUACCUGCAUGGGCUCAGGCAGGUCAGGACAGCUCCGUGACCAGCUCUGCCCUCCCACAAGCACUGGCCCCAUGACCAGGGCACCUCUUGACACCCCUCUCCCUAUUCUCCCUGGUGGGGUCCUCGCCCCACCACGAGGUGGAGUGAGCAGGGCAGCCUAGGCCUGGCUCCUGUGUGCCUCAGUUUCCCCUUCCAUGAACGUGGCCCGGCUCAGCCCACCCGCUGCCCCCUGCAGGCGACGCCAGCGAGAGCGCCGAGGACAUCUUCUUCCGGCGGGCAAAGGAGGGCAUGGGGCAGGACGAGGCCCAGUUCAGCGUGGAGAUGCCGCUGACCAGCAAGGCCUACCUGUGGGCAGACAAGUACCGGCCACGCAAGCCACGUUUCUUCAACCGCGUGCACACGGGCUUCGAGUGGAACAAGUACAACCAGACGCACUACGACUUCGACAACCCGCCCCCCAAGAUCGUGCAGGGCUACAAGUUCAACAUCUUCUACCCGGACCUGAUCGACAAGCGCGCCACGCCCGAGUACUUCCUGGAGGCCUGUGCCGACAACCGCGACUUCGCCAUCCUGCGCUUCCACGGGGGGCCGCCCUACGAGGACAUCGCCUUCAAGAUCGUCAACCGCGAGUGGGAGUACUCGCACCGCCACGGCUUCCGCUGCCAGUUCGCCAACGGCAUCUUCCAGCUCUGGUUCCACUUCAAGCGCUACCGCUACCGGCGGUGA